AUGUAACCACAGCGUGAGGAGGAAAAGAGGCCGUGAAGAGAAGCUGAUAAUCUCUGGUGCCAACUUCAGACCCAAAUGAUGGAUGCUUCAGAGGACAAAUGCACAGACAAAAUCAAGAGAACCGAGGCCAAGGAGGCUGAUGAAAGACCUCAAUGGGACAACAAAGCUCAGUACCUGCUCACAUGCAUCGGGUUUGCUGUUGGUCUAGGAAAUGUAUGGCGAUUUCCUUAUUUAUGUCAGACCUAUGGUGGAGGUGCUUUCCUCAUCCCGUACCUUAUCGCCUUGGUUUGUGAAGGUCUGCCUCUUCUUCAUAUGGAGCUGGCGAUCGGACAAAAGCUCCGGGCCGGCAGCAUUGGUGUCUGGAACUCGAUCUCACCGUAUCUCUGUGGAGUAGGUCUUGCCUCUAUGGUGGUGUCCUUCCUGGUGUGUUUAUUCUACAACACCAUCCUGGCAUGGGUCCUGUGGUACCUUUUUAAUUCAUUUUAUGACCCUCUUCCCUGGCAUCACUGUCCUACUACACUAAACUUCACAGAACAAGGUGAUGAGUGCAAACAGAGUACACCAGCCAACUAUUUCUGGUACAGAGAGACUCUGAACAUCUCUCCAAACAUCGAGAGCAGUGGGGACAUGCAGUGGAAGAUGGUUUUGUGUUUGGUCGCAGCCUGGGGUAUAGUCUAUAUCUGUUUUAUCCGAGGCAUUGAAACCAUUGGAAAGGCCAUUUAUGUGACAGCCACCUUCCCUUAUGUGGUGCUCACCAUUUUUCUGAUUCAGUCAGUGACUCUGCCAGGUGCCACUCUUGGAUUAAAUCACCUCUUCAACCCAGACUGGGAAACAUUAAUGAACCCAAGGGUGUGGUUAGAUGCAGCCACUCAGAUUUUCUUCUCAUUGUCUUUAGCUUUUGGUGGCCUCAUUGCAUUUUCCAGUUAUAACCCACAGAGGAACAACUGUGAGCGUGACGCCGUUAUCGUUGGCUGUGUCAACAGUCUGACAUCCAUCUACGCAUCUAUUCCCAUCUUUGCGAUUCUGGGAUUUAAAGCACUAAAUAAUUACAUAGAGUGUGUGAAGAGUCAUUUCAUCAACGGGACAAAUGCAAAUAUUUCGGAUCUGAAUAUAACAGAUAAAAAUUAUGAGCAGUGGUUUACACAUUUGAAUUCUACAAAUCCAUCGCUUGUCCAAGAUCUUAAUUUGAAGUGUGAUCUUAACACAUUUCUUAAUCAGAGUGCAUCAGGCACUGGGUUGGCAUUCAUCGUGUUCACAGAAGCAGUAACAAAGAUGCCAGUUUCUCAGCUUUGGGCAGUGCUAUUCUUCAUCAUGCUCUUUACUUUGGGACUGUCUUCAAUGUUUGGAAACCUGGAAGGGGUCCUCACUCCUCUGUUAGACUUGGGCAUUAUACCCAAAAGGAUGCCCAAAGAACUUUUAACAGGUCUCAUAUGCCUGGUUUCCUUCAUUAUAGCCUUGAUCUUCUGUCUGCGCUCUGGGAACUACUGGCUAGAAAUAUUUAACAGUUACGUGGGGUCCGUGCCCCUGUUGGUCAUUGCGUUUUUUGAGAUCAUAGCUGUAGUCUGUGUCUAUGGUGUUAACAGGUUCAGUGAUGACAUUGAGGAGAUGACUGGACGACGACCCAAUAUGUAUUGGCAGGUGAUGUGGAGGGUGAUCAGCCCCCUUAUGCUGCUGGUGGUCUUCAUGGCAUAUGUGAUAGUUGAGGCCCAGAAGCAGCCCACCUAUAAGGCGUGGAAUCCAAAUCACGAUGAUUUUCCAAAGGUUGAAGAUCAGCCGUAUCCGAACUGGGUGUUUGGCAUUUGUGUUCUCCUGCCGCUUGUGCCGUGUUCUCUUAUUCCACUAGGGGCGCUGUACAGGCUCAUUCAGUUCCUGUAUAAAUCAAGAAGAGACAGAAGCGAUAUUGAAAUGUAUGAAGUUGAAACUUAGCGACAAAACCAAAACAUUUUAGUGUCAGCUGUUUCAAGUAUUGAUUUUUGUUAUCCAAAAAUCUCCAAUGGAGAAGUUUUAUGAAAACACAACAUAUUAUUUAUAGUAUUGUCAGGACUGCAUAAUAUCAUCUCUGAUGUAGAAAAUAACAUAUAAAUAAUAGAAAUGUUUUUAAAUGUUCAAAGUGUUUUUAUACAGUAGGCUACACUGCCAGAAUGGUCAGAAACUGGUCCCAAGCUGUCACCGGGCCAGUACCUUAAAAAGGUCCUAAAUGUACCAUUUACAGUAGAAAUGUUCUGAAAUACAAGGUACUAAUAUGAACUCUUUAGGUACAAAAGUUUACUUUUUGAAAGGGUACCACCCCAACUAGGGACCUUUUUGACCCUUUGUCCUGACAGUGUAGUUACUUCUGUGAUAUCUCAUGUCAUUGGAAUUGGAUAUAUAUAUAUAUAUAUAUGUAUGUAUGUAUGUAUGUAUGUAUGUAUAUAUAUCAACAUUUACUUGAUAUAAAUAGCUAAUAGGCAGGUAUGGUAAAUCUUUAUUGUUUUUCUAGCUGAAACAUAAUUUGUUUAUUGUCUUAAUAUUAAUAGUUCAAUGUGCAAGAUUGCAUGUCUUCUUCAAUAACAACACUGUGUGAUUAAAUGAUGGUCAUAAAACUGUAAUAAAUCAUUUAUUGUAAUAAUAUAACUGAUUAAUUUUUAAAAAAUAUGGU
Molecule: messenger RNA, 2638 nt
Organism: Paramisgurnus dabryanus
Lineage: Eukaryota; Metazoa; Chordata; Actinopteri; Cypriniformes; Cobitidae
Source: RefSeq, a predicted model, not a curated record